GAAACAAUUAUCACCUUGCCACCUGAGGUUUGGAGCAGCCCCCUCCCUUUCCGCACUCCGCUUCCUUUUGAAAUGUGGCUUAAAGUGGUACCGAGAAUUGCUCUGUGGGGGUGGAGGGGGGCAGGAGGAGAGAGAGAUCGCGCGCAAUAACAAAUCUGCUUUAAAGAGAGGAGAUGAAAAGGAGGUUACUGUGAGCGUGUCAGUUUAGGCAUCGCUCUAUGUACCUUUCUGCUCAUAGAGAAAUGGAACCGUAAUUCUAAGGUGGCUAACGCAAGAAUGGGUCAGCGUCCACGUUCGCCGUCCGCUUUUGCCUGGAAAGACAGAUUCCCGUUAUUUGAGGCGUCUCAGGGUCUUUUCCAAAAGAUUCCCAGGCUACCCUCCUUCCUCCUCAGUCUUCUGAAAACUAAAACUCGCAAAGCGGUGGCGUUCUGUGGAUUGGCUAGUACUAAAAUAUCCAUUGGGUGGCAGUAACACUAUCCUCUUUAUGACUUGCAGCAAACCGGAGAAUGCAUUCAAUCAAAUGAACCGAUCUUGUAGAAACACUGGAAUCAUUUAUGCAUUGCAGUUUCUCUUUCUUGUUUUCGCUCCUUCUUUCCUGGGAUAUUUUGAGUGGAUUGUGGCUAUUAAUCAAGAUUUCGUGCUAUUCGUGGUUUGCUUGUCGUUUUCGGUCAGGAUUAGCAUCAUUCAAGGCAAACGCAAAGCUGCUUUUUUUCCCCCACUCUUUUCUGAAAAAUCAUUUUUGGGGGCUGCUGAAGAGAGCUAGGACCCAGGAGACACCUUCCCAAACAGCAGGGGUUGUGUGCUUUCACACAGCAGUACUGUACAAGGAAAACCCCGUCGGAUCUGUUAUUGCGGGAUACUUGUGAAAUAUACAUAGGAUUCUUUCUUAUGGCUGCAUCCCGGAUCUGGAAAUUUUACUUGGAGACCAAGAGGAUCUGAAGGGCUACAUGCAUACAGAAGAUUUGCAAGCAAGACUCCGAUUCUUGUCAUAGAGCUCUCAGACUUCCUCACUUACCGGCCUUUUUUCCCCGUUCUCCUUUUUUUUUUUUUUUUUUAAUUAAAUUUCUUCCCUCUUUUCCUGGUCUCUCCUUUCUCAGUGUCUCCUUUUCUAUCUGCCUCUUCUUUUUUCUCCUAGUCGUCUUUUUCCCCCCUGCUCUGCACCUGGAUUGUAUCUUCACCAAACAAUCGGGCACUUUGAGAACUAACUGGAGGCAGUCUUGUAGGGAAGAGCUGUAUGGAAUUAUCUGCUUUUAUGGUGAACUUGGCAUUUGUGAAUGGGUAUCUUGUUCACAAUAUUAAUUGCUAGCAAAAGCAAGAAAAAGAACACAGGAGUAAAACGUGGAUUUUUCUGAAUACGCAUUGUGAUGACCAGCAAUUACCUUACCGACUGAUAUCCAGAGGAGAAUAAUUUGGAAGACUGUUGUGGGGAACAGCCUUUAAAAGCUGGAAGAUGAAAGCUCUGAUUCCACACUUGAUUCUCUUAUAUGCUACUUUUACUCAGAGUUUGAAGGUGGUGACCAAAAGAGGCUCUGCCGAUGGAUGCACUGAUUGGUCUGUCGAUAUCAAGAAAUAUCAAGUUUUGGUUGGAGAGCCUGUUCGAAUCAAAUGUGCCCUCUUUUACGGUUAUAUCAGAGCAAAUUACUCCCUGGCCCAAAGUGCUGGACUCAGUUUGAUGUGGUACAAAAGCUCUGGCCCUGGAGACUUUGAAGAGCCAAUAGCCUUUGAUGGAAGUAGAAUGAGCAAGGAAGAAGACUCCAUUUGGUUCCGGCCAACACUACUGCAGGACAGUGGUCUUUACGCCUGUGUCAUCAGAAACUCCACUUACUGUAUGAAGGUAUCCAUCUCACUGACAGUGGGCGAAAAUGACACUGGACUCUGCUACAAUUCCAAGAUGAAAUACUUUGAUAAAGCUGAACUUAGCAAAAGCAAGGAAAUUUCAUGCCGUGACAUAGAAGAUUUUUUACUACCAACCAGAGAACCUGAAAUCCUAUGGUAUAAGGAAUGCAGGACAAAAACAUGGAGGCCAAGUAUUGUGUUCAAAAGAGAUACACUGCUUAUAAGAGAAGUCAGGGAAGAUGACAUUGGAAAUUACACCUGUGAAUUAAAAUAUGGAGGCUUUGUCGUGAGAAGAACUACUGAAUUAACUGUUACAGCCCCUCUGACUGAUAAGCCACCCAAGCUUUUGUAUCCUGUGGAAAGUAAACUGACAAUUCAGGAGACUCAGCUGGGCGACUCAGCUAAUCUAACCUGCAGAGCUUUCUUUGGGUACAGUGGAGAUGUCAGUCCUUUAAUUUACUGGAUGAAAGGAGAGAAGUUUAUUGAAGAUCUGGAUGAAAAUCGAGUUUGGGAAAGUGACAUUAGAAUUCUCAAGGAGCAUCUCGGGGAACAGGAAGUUUCCAUCUCAUUAAUCGUGGACUCUGUAGAAGAAGGUGACUUGGGAAAUUACUCCUGUUACGUUGAAAAUGGAAACGGGCGUCGGCAUGCCAGUGUUCUCCUUCACAAACGGGAGUUGAUGUACACAGUUGAACUUGCUGGAGGGCUUGGUGCUAUCCUUUUGCUGCUUGUUUGUCUGGUGACCAUCUACAAGUGUUACAAGAUAGAAAUCAUGCUCUUCUACAGGAAUCAUUUUGGGGCCGAGGAGCUGGAUGGAGACAAUAAAGAUUAUGAUGCCUAUUUAUCAUACACCAAAGUGGAUCCUGACCAGUGGAAUCAAGAGACUGGAGAAGAAGAACGCUUUGCUCUUGAAAUCCUACCUGACAUGCUUGAAAAGCAUUACGGAUAUAAGUUGUUUAUACCAGACAGAGAUUUAAUCCCAACUGGAACCUACAUUGAAGACGUGGCGAGGUGUGUAGAUCAAAGCAAGAGGCUGAUUAUUGUCAUGACCCCAAACUACGUAGUCAGAAGGGGCUGGAGCAUCUUUGAGCUGGAGACCAGACUUCGAAACAUGCUGGUAACUGGAGAAAUCAAAGUGAUACUCAUCGAAUGCAGUGAACUACGAGGGAUUAUGAACUACCAGGAGGUGGAAGCCCUCAAGCACACCAUCAAGCUCCUGACGGUUAUUAAGUGGCACGGACCAAAAUGCAACAAGUUGAACUCUAAGUUCUGGAAACGUUUACAAUACGAAAUGCCUUUUAAGAGGAUAGAACCCAUUACACACGAGCAGGCUUUAGAUGUUAGCGAGCAGGGGCCUUUUGGGGAGCUGCAGACUGUCUCGGCCAUUUCCAUGGCCGCGGCCACCUCCACAGCUCUAGCCACUGCCCAUCCAGAUCUCCGUUCCACCUUUCACAACACGUACCAUUCACAAAUGCGUCAGAAACACUACUACCGAAGCUACGAGUAUGACGUACCUCCUACCGGCACCCUGCCUCUUACCUCCAUAGGAAAUCAGCAUACCUAUUGUAACAUCCCUAUGACACUCAUCAACGGGCAGCGGCCACAGACAAAAUCGAGCAGGGAGCAGAAUCCAGAUGAGGCCCACACAAACAGUGCCAUCCUGCCGCUGUUGCCAAGGGAGACCAGUAUAUCCAGUGUGAUUUGGUGACAGAAAAGCAAGGGACACCCCGUCCCUGGGAGCUUGAGUGGAGUCUGCAGUCCAGUGCCUGGAACUAAAUCCUCGACUGCUGCUGUUAAAAACAUGCAUUACAAUCUCUAGAACACGAGGAAAAACAGGGUCUUGUACAUAUGUUUUUGGCAAUUUCUUUGUAGCAUCAGUGUCUUCCUGUUUUACCAUGUCUCUUAUCAUUACAUUUUUUGACUUUGUUUUAUAUGUCAUUGGAAUUUGUAAAUUUACAUUUUUUUAAAGAAGAGACUUAUGUAUAGAUAGAAAACCCUUUUUUGCUUCAUUAGUUUAGUUUUAGAAUGGGUUUUAUUUUCUUUCCUUGCUUUUCUUUUGCUUUUAACAUUUCCUUGGGGUGCUUGGACAAAUCUAUCCGAUGGGACAAGGAGCACCGGAUCCUCUCUUGGGUUCUGCCUGGGAUCAGCAGGGCCGUGUGGGCCUCCGGAGAGCCGUGCAACGAAUGCGGGCCUUGCCAUUUGGGGAAAAAAAAAAAAAAAAAAAGAUAAGAAGAACACUCGUUCACAGGAGGGCCCCGCCGAUCAGAGCCCUGAAUCUCUUCCUUGUCCCACCUCAUUCCCCACCUCUACCCUUCUAAUGGCGGCAUGAUGUGUAAACUCUGAGGAGGGGUGGGGGUGGGUCUAACUGUCUUAACGUUUAAUUCACUGCUCGUCAGAAUACACUCCAGACCCAGAAGUGUGCUAGUCACUUGACAGUGACCACCACAGAGCGCUCAGAAGAGAAGAUCAAGGGCAUGAAAAUGGGGGAGAGAGUGUUGUUUCUGUUUUUAAAUGAGUUGAUGUACCCUUAUAUAAAUAUAUAUAUAUAUAUAAAACACACACACAACAAAACAAAAGAAACAAAAAACAAAAAAACACACAAAAAAACAAAAAAAAAAAAACAAAAAAAAAUCAAGCCCUAUAUUUGAUCACUUCCUGGAAAGGCAUGAAUGUGUUUGUGGCUGUUUUUGUUUAAUAUUCUACUUCCUCUUUUCCCUCUAUAAUUUUUCUGCAAAUGAGAUUAUGUGCAAAUGCCAGGCAAGUUAACUCAAAAGGGUGAAUCAACACCAGUCGAAAUGAAAUUUACAUUGAAGGCUUCCAAACCAAAGGGAAGGACAGGAUGUGUCAUCAAAUAUGUUUUGUCACCUUGUAUGAUACAAAAUGUUAUUUUCUAAAGAGUCAGAACAGAUCUGUGAAACUUAUUAUGGGGUCCCCUUGUAUUUAAAUGUUAAUUCACUGUAUUUAAUUUUUAAUGCUACAUUCAGAAUCAAGUGUUCGGUUUCAGUUUGUGAACAUAAGCAACGCUUAUUACUAUCGAAGUGUUUAUAGAAGAACUCAGGAGGUCAAGCAUAUGAGUACCAACAGAAAUCGAUAUUUUCAAAAUAAACAUUAUUUACGCAAAAUAGUUUUUAAAUUAGAUGAGAAAGUGUUUAAAAUAAUUUUACUGUAUAAAUAAUUAGUUUUAUUUUAACUGUGUAAUUCUAUCUUUCAGAAACAGAAAGCUGAUGCUCCCAAGAAAUUCAUCCCUUACCGUUUAGCUUUAUGUUUGAAACCAAUGGCAUAAGCAGCUAAUACAAUAUUCAUGGUGAAGAUAAUGCAAAAUCAAUCAUCAAGGAACUUGCAGAGGGUGGAAUUGUUAAAGGGAAAUAUUACCUACGUAGCUUUUAGUUAACAAAAAAAAAAAAAUCGAUGUGCCGAAAACACGAAUAUAGAACUACGUUACUUUAGUGACUCCUUGUAGAAACCUCCAUUCCAGUCAUCGUCUGUGGGCUCGUGUAGUGACUAUCGUAUGUUCGGUUUAUUCCUACCACCAUAUAACGAGAAAACAAUUCUACAGUGUGGGUCGCAAUACUAAAGGUGUGAGUUGGCCACAAAAAAAAAAAAAAGGAAAAGAAAAA
Messenger RNA from Felis catus (domestic cat), 5450 nucleotides. RefSeq names its product interleukin 1 receptor accessory protein like 1 (gene IL1RAPL1). Bases 1451 to 3541 code for a protein of 696 amino acids. Gene Ontology annotation, molecular function: interleukin-1 receptor activity. The transcript has 11 exons. The record is from RefSeq and is a predicted model, not a curated record. Gene Ontology annotation, biological process: negative regulation of exocytosis; signal transduction. Lineage: Eukaryota; Metazoa; Chordata; Mammalia; Carnivora; Felidae.